Messenger RNA from Pyricularia pennisetigena, 2757 nucleotides. RefSeq lists its product as uncharacterized. Gene Ontology annotation, molecular function: serine-type endopeptidase activity; tripeptidyl-peptidase activity. The coding region runs from base 1 to 2757 and encodes 918 amino acids. The transcript has 2 exons. Gene Ontology annotation, cellular component: cell wall; cytosol; membrane. Lineage: Eukaryota; Fungi; Ascomycota; Sordariomycetes; Magnaporthales; Pyriculariaceae. Gene Ontology annotation, biological process: proteolysis. The record is from RefSeq and is a predicted model, not a curated record.
AUGGUUGUCUGGUCGCCUCUUCUGUCCCUCGUGAGCCUGACGCUCUCAGUGGUCCUGAGCACUGCUGCUGCCCAGGACCAGGCCAAGGGUGCCGGCGUGCCUGCUCCGACUCCUCUCGUCGAGGAUAUCCCCAAUGCCUAUAUUGUGGAGUUCGCCGACGGCUACAACAUCGAUUCCCUCCUCGCCGAUCUUCGGGGCAUUGCGAUCGACACGGUGAAGCGCAAGGAUCUCAAGUACAAGCUUUUCAAUGGUGCCUCUUUUGAUAUCAAAGGCAACACCAAAGAAGAGGUCGAGCGAGCUGUUGAGAGGAUUUCUGGUCAUUCCAAGGUCAAGAAGAUCUGGCCUGUCCGCAAGGUCAUGCUUCCAGAUGACAGGUUCAGCUCGAUAGGUUCCGGAUCUGGGGGCUCUUUCGAUGUGCUCCAAACCGGAGCCAUCCUGAAGCGUCAGUCCAAGGCCAACAACAACACUUACAACCUGCACAUGCAGACCCAGGUCGACAAGCUGCAUGCCGAGGGCUUCACCGGCAAGGGAAUCAAGAUCGCCUUGAUCGACAGCGGCAUCGACUACAAGCAUCCGCUCCUGGGCGGCUGCUUUGGCAAAGGCUGCAAGGUCUCGUUCGGUUAUGACAUUGUUGGCGACGACAUGGCACAGCCCGGCAAAUUUCCCGACGACGAUCCUAUGGACUGCGCCGGCCACGGCACUCAUGUGGCUGGCAUUGUGGGCGCCAACCCUAGCGAGCUUGGCUUUGUAGGUGUAGCCCCCGACGCCGAGCUGGGCGCGUUCAAAGCCCUCAACUGCAUCGGCUACAGCACCAAUGAGAUGCUCAUCUCGGCUUUCAACAUGGCGUACGAGGCUGGGGCCGACAUAAUCAGCUCGUCCACCGGUAUCGAGGGGGGCUGGGCCGACGAUGCCUGGUCUUCUGCCGUGUCUCGCAUUGUUGAUGCCGGAGUCCCUGUUGUUGUUGCCGCCGGAAACUCGGGCGAGCAAGGUCUCUGGCGACCCAGCAGUCCUUCAGCCGGUCGCGGGGUCACUUCUGUUGCCUCAACCGACAACACCGAGUUUACUUUCCUGUUCCUAGCUGGCACAUAUAAGCUCGAUGAUGGAGAGCCGACUAAGUUCCCAUGGAUCGCUGGUGACCCAGCAUUGGGCAACAUCAGUCUGCCUCUGCGACUCCUGACGAACACGUCGGGGGCUCUAUUGGACGCCUGCCAACCUCUUGCCGAAGCUGUUACGCUCUUCGCUGAUGUCCUUUAUCUCGUUGCUGAGACUGGUGCUUGCAGACAACAAGCCCAGAUCGCCAAUAUGGCUGAAAAGGGUGCCAAGAACGUCCUCAUUUACUCCCGCACCGAUCGACCUGUCAAGGAAUCUUACCUAUCAGGUCCCAAAGCCAAAUUCGGUGUGACGACCCAGACUCAGGGCAAAGCCUGGUUCAAUGCACUACAGUCCGGAUCAAACAUCACCGUUACCACCUUAGAACCGGUCCACUCUCCCGGCCUGGCAGAGCAUACUCCAAACACAGCCACAGGAGGCUAUACCUCUUAUUGGAGCUCUUGGGGCCCGGACUGGGAGCUAUUUGCAACCCCCAACGUGGCUGCCCCAGGCGGCGAAAUCGUCUCUACCUAUCCCCUUGCCCUCGGGAGCUACGCAGUCGCAUCUGGAACUUCAAUGGCGUGCCCGUUUGCUGCCGGAGCUCUGGCUCUCAUCGCACAAAAGAGGAAGGUCAAAGAUUCAGGGGCGCUCCGGUCGUUGCUUGCCAGCACCUCGAAGCAGCUGGUGCACCACGACGGCCAGAAGGCAGACCCGCAGAACCGUCUUCACUCGGUCCUCCAGGGCGGCCCCGGUCUGCUCCAAGUUUUUGAUGCAUCAGAGGCCAAAGGUCUUCUCAGCACCGCUUUCAUCUCCUUCAACGACACGGAACACUACAAGGAUGUCACCUUCUCGCUCAAAAACACAGGCAAGAGAGAAGCGACCUACGAGCUUGGCCACCGCCCUGCCGCAACCGUCUACGCCCUUGAUAGCCUUGACCCUGGUUACCCACAGCCCUUCCCUGUCGAACUUGCCCCUGCCGCGGCCGUGGCCGAGCUCUCCUUCUCCAGGAAAGUCGUCAGAGUCCCCGCCGGUCGUUCAGUCUCCAUUACCGUCAAGGCCACACCGCCGACAGCAAACGUCGACCUGUCCCGUCAGCCCUUCUACAGCGGCUUCAUCACCCUCAACGGCACCAAUGGCGAUGCCCUCGUGCUGCAGUACCAGGGCUUGGCUGGACCUGCACUGCGCAAGGCUCCUAUCAUCGCUGAGGGCCUAAACGAUCUGGGCGUUCCCAGGUCGUACAUCGCCACCACGACCAACCGCUUCCCGUUCCCGAUCAACAACGACACAGUGUUCCGCAUUCCGCGGCCCUCCAUACCACCCGCGGAAAACAACGGCAUUGGGUUCCCACAGGCACGCGUCUCACACUUACUAGGCACCCGGAGGAUGGAGUUCCGCGUCUUGCCGCUUCAGCACGGCGGCGCCAUUGAGACUGAGAACUGGCACGGCCUCAAGACCCUCCCGACGGAGAUUUACGGCGCCCCCUACGAGCUUAUGCCUCGCGGCUCGACGUGGCGGGCGUUUGUGGGCCUGAUGGCCGACGGCGCCACGGUCCCCGAGGGCAAGUACAAGAUCGCUGUGGCUGCUUUGAGACUUUUUGGUGACUGGAAUAAAGAAGAGGAUUGGCAUGUUGUGGAGCUUGAGCCCAGCUUCACGAUCCGGUAUACUUGA